Messenger RNA from Penicillium vulpinum, 1254 nucleotides. Its product is annotated as alpha/beta hydrolase. The record is from RefSeq and is a predicted model, not a curated record. The coding region runs from base 1 to 1254 and encodes 417 amino acids. NCBI's taxonomy places the organism in Eukaryota, Fungi, Ascomycota, Eurotiomycetes, Eurotiales, Aspergillaceae. The transcript has a single exon.
AUGAAACUACAUUCCUCCGCCUAUACUGGCCCACUUUUGACCGCUCUGCUGCAUUCUGGUGUAGCUUCCGCGGCGUACAGCACCGCUAAUAGCUCCAUGCUGCUGUUGAGCAAUGACUCAACGAUGAACUUUGACUUGCUGACUCCUCUCGGCGAGUCCAUCACAGGAGGAGGAGACGUCGGCCCUAUUCUUGGCGCAGCUAAGGAUAUCAAAGCCGGAAACAUGACGUCCUUUAGCGAGGUCUUCUAUAAGCUCGCCAAGGAUACCAAGGCUCAGGCCGAAGACCCUGAGAAUGCUUACGACACUCUCAAUGUCAGGGACACGUGGUUCUCUGCGGCCUCGUAUUUCCGCAAGGCCGACAACUACCUCCACUGCAACUGGAGCAAUCCUCUCAUCAACAGCCUGUGGGCCGAGCAGAUUGAGGCGUUCAAUAGGGGGAUAGCUGCUUUGCCUAUUCCUGGCAAGCGCAUCCGCAUUCCUGCUACCAAUGGUAACUUCACCGUUGAGGCUAUUUGGUACUCUGCUUCUGAGAGCAAGCACGACAAGCUGCCGACGUUGAUCAUCGGGAAUGGCUUCGACGCUGCGCAGGAGGACUCUUACCACAACUUCGUCGCCCCCGCCCUGGCUCGAGGAUGGAAUUGUAUCACCUACGAAGGCCCAGGACAACCAACUGUGCGCCGUGACCAGAACCUUGGUUUUAUCCCCGACUGGGAGAAAGUCGCUAUCCCCGUUGUAGAUUACGUUCUCUCGGAAAAGAAGCACAUCGUGGACGAGAACCGUCUUGUCCUCGUGGGUAACUCUUUUGGCGGCUACCUUGCUGCCCGUGCUGCAGCAUUCGAGCCCCGCCUGUCCGCAGCGGUCUUCAUCGACGGCGUCUGGGACAACUACGCUGCAUACAAAAGGGAGCUGUCCUCUGAGAUGCUCAGUAUCUAUGAGGCGGGCAACUACACGCAAUUUGACGACGUCGUCCUCUCAGCUCGGGAGGCCGGGAAACUCCCCACCGGCGCCGCCUGGGGCAUCGAUCAAGGCCUGUGGGCGUUCCACACGCACUCGCCCUCUGACUUCUUCACCCAGGUCAAGCAAUACAAUGUGGAAUCUUUCAUUGACAAGAUUAAGAUGCCUGUGUUUGUCGGGGAUGCCGAGUUGGAAAGCAGUUAUAUUGGACAACCGAAGCAGGUGGCAGAUGCGCUGGGCCACUGGGCCACUUUGCAUACUUUCAAAGGGGGUUGCUGGCUUUCAUUGCCAGACUGGUAG